Haemonchus placei is the source of this 672-nucleotide messenger RNA. NCBI's taxonomy places the organism in Eukaryota, Metazoa, Nematoda, Chromadorea, Rhabditida, Trichostrongylidae. The record is from the annotation of a GenBank genome assembly.
AUGACCCCAAGGUCAGACCUGAUUGUCGCAGCUGAUGCUUCCGGCUAUGGCAUUGGAGCCGUCAUCCUUCACCGCUUCCCAGUUGGUUCACAGAAGGCAAUUAGCCAUGCCAACCAAAACCUCACAGCAGCAGGAAAGAAUUAUGGUCUGAUCGAAUUAUGGUCAAAUCGAAAAAGAGAGUUUUGCAUUGGUUCACGCAGUCCGCAGGACGCCAAUAUACCCUUCUUACAGACCAUAAACCUAACUAUCAAUAUUUGGAAGCAAGAGUGUCUUACCAUCCUACACAGCCGAUCGUCUCGCGAUGACUUUGGACGAGCUGAUGCCUUGUCACCUCUGAUUGCGGAGCAAGCGGAACAAGCCGAAUACAUCGUCAUUGCAGCCGCUCUACAUCAGGCUGAGCUCGAAAAAGAGAGUGUUAAAGACGAAACACUGGAGGAUGUAAUUCAGUGCGUUCGCGAAGACAAAUGGCCGACAAAUAAGAAGUUAAUUCACACUUUGUCGUUUUCUCUCGCUCCACGGCGACUGGCUUUUCUUCGGACCAAGUAUCAUGAUCCCGUCAAAUUCCCCAAUCGCGUGUUUGCCUUGUUGCACGAAGAACGUCCGUGCAUGUUAAAGAUGAAGAACCUCGCUCGAUCUUGUGUAUACUGGACAAACAUCACAAAGGACUGCUGA